AUCAGGGCAUUAUAUGGUUAUUGUUUGCUUUACAAUUUGCAAGAACCCAUACCAAUCAAAAACAGCAAUUAUUACGCCCUCUUUUUAUUGAAUAACGUAUCUCAUUGGUCGUGUCCCAAUAGAUAUUUCUUUAUUUUUUUUUUCUUUUGGUAAUCUACAUGACUCUUGAUCAGGGGGGAAAACUAGUUCUCACAUUUAUCCAAAACUCUAUAUCACCUUUUUGAUGUUUUAUAUAUAAGAAGACCCGUUCAUCAUACUCUCUUCAAUAACCUUGACAGAAAACAAAAUAAACAAAGUAACCAUGGAGGGUAUAAGUGCAACUAUGCAGAAGUGUAGGCCUUAUAUUUUAAUGAUAUUUUUGCAAUUUGGAGCAGCAGGAACGUAUAUUGUCAUUAUGGCCACUCUCAACCAAGGCCAGAACCGUUAUGUCCUAAUUGUGUAUCGUAAUCUUGUGGCUGCUCUUGUCCUUGCACCUUUUGCACUCAUCUUUGAAAGGAAAGUGAGGCCGAAGAUGACAAUUUCAGUUUUCUGGAAAAUAAUGGCACUUGGUUUCUUAGAGCCAGUCCUGGAUCAGGGUUUUGGUUACUUGGGGAUGAACAUGACAUCAGCAACAUAUGCAUCUGCUAUUAUGAACAUUCUUCCUUCUGUCACAUUCAUAAUAGCUUGGAUUUUAAGAAUAGAGAAAGUGAACAUAGUAGAGGUACGAAGCAAAGCAAAGAUAAUUGGGACAUUGAUUGGUGUGGGAGGGGCAUUGGUAAUGACACUGUACAAAGGUCCACUUAUUCCUUUACCAUGGUCUAACCCAAGUACGGAUCAACAAAACGGACAUACCAACAGUUCACAAGACCAUAGCAAUUGGGUUGUUGGAACCUUGUUAAUACUCAUCUGUUGUGUUGCUUGGUCUUGUUUCUAUGUUUUACAGUCCAUAACCAUAAAGACUUAUCCCGCCGAUCUUUCACUAUCAUCCUUAAUAUGCCUUGCUGGGGCUGUCCAAAGCUUCGCUGUAGCACUUGUGAUGGAGCGACACCCCAGCGGAUGGGCGGUUGGAUGGGAUGCAAGGCUUUAUGGUCCUCUUUAUACGGGUAUAGUAAGCUCAGGGAUAACGUACUACGUGCAAGGAAAGGUAAUGAAGACGAGAGGGCCAGUUUUUGUCACUGCCUUUAACCCUCUUUGCAUGGUUCUUGUAGCUCUCCUUGCUUCUUUUAUUCUUCAUGAACAAAUCCAUUUCGGAUGUGUAAUAGGAGGGAUAGUUAUCGCUGCGGGUUUGUAUAUGGUGGUUUGGGGCAAAGGAAAAGACUAUGAAGUAUCAGGAUUAGAUAACCUUGAAAAGAGUAGCCUCCAUGAAUUGCCAAUCACAACUAAAGGUGACGAUGACACCAGAUUGGCUUCUUCUAUAGCCGACGGCAGCAAUUUGAGCGUUCCCGAUGGUGUUGGGCAUCACAACACAUCUGGGGAAUAUAAGUGAAGAAAGCAUUCAAGAGUUAUAAAUAAAUAUUUGUAUCCGACCAUGAAUAAAUUAAAUAAUUAUAUAUAUUUGUAUGCAUAUGUUAUUAAAUUAUGCUUGGACAGUCACGUAAGAUGUAACUGAUCAGCUAGGAAUCACUAAAAAUUAAAUACAAGGGUCAUGAUUGGGUGUGUCUAA
Camelina sativa (false flax) is the source of this 1642-nucleotide messenger RNA. Its product is annotated as WAT1-related protein At4g08290. Gene Ontology annotation, cellular component: membrane. The record is from RefSeq and is a predicted model, not a curated record. NCBI's taxonomy places the organism in Eukaryota, Viridiplantae, Streptophyta, Magnoliopsida, Brassicales, Brassicaceae. Gene Ontology annotation, molecular function: transmembrane transporter activity.